This is a messenger RNA of Corapipo altera (White-ruffed manakin), 2114 nucleotides long. RefSeq names its product DnaJ heat shock protein family (Hsp40) member A3 (gene DNAJA3). Gene Ontology annotation, biological process: protein folding; negative regulation of apoptotic process; mitochondrion organization. Gene Ontology annotation, molecular function: heat shock protein binding; protein kinase binding. The coding region runs from base 1 to 1065 and encodes 354 amino acids. The record is from RefSeq and is a predicted model, not a curated record. The transcript is spliced from 10 exons. Gene Ontology annotation, cellular component: mitochondrion. Lineage: Eukaryota; Metazoa; Chordata; Aves; Passeriformes; Pipridae.
AUGGCGCUCCGGUCGCGCCGCACCGAGCCGUGCCCAUUGGCAAAAAAAUACCACCCUGACACAAACAAGGAUGACCCCAAAGCGAAGGAGAAGUUCUCUCAGCUGGCAGAAGCCUACGAGGUGCUGAGUGACGAGGUGAAGCGGAAGCAGUACGAUGCCUAUGGCACGGCGAGCUUCGAGGCCGGUGCUGCCGGGGCCGGCGCCGGCACGGGGCGGCAGUACUGGAGCGGCGGCCCCUCCAUUGAUCCCGAGGAGCUUUUCCGGAAGAUCUUUGGGGAGUUUUCGGGAUCUCCUUUCGGCGAUUUUCAGAGUGUCUUUGACCAGCCACAGGAGUAUAUCAUGGAACUGACGUUCACCCAAGCUGCAAAAGGUGUUAACAAGGAGAUUGUGGUGAACAUCCAAGACUCCUGCGAGCGGUGCGAUGGCAAAGGGCACGAACCGGGCACCAAAGUGCAGCGCUGUCACUACUGCAACGGCACAGGCAUGGAGACGAUAAACACGGGCCCCUUUGUGAUGAGAUCCACGUGCCGGCGCUGCGGCGGCCGGGGCUCCAUCAUAACCACGCCCUGCGUCGUGUGCCGGGGAACGGGGCAAACCAAGCAGAAGAAGACAGUGAUGGUUCCUGUGCCAGCUGGAGUUGAGGAUGGGCAGACAGUUCGGAUGCCUGUGGGGAAGAAGGAAAUUUUCAUUACGUUCAGGGUUCAGAAAAGUUCUGUGUUCAGAAGGAAUGGAGCAGAUAUCCACUCGGAUCUCCCGAUCUCAGUAGCACAGGCUGUGCUGGGAGGCACAGCCCGAUGUCAAGGCUUGUAUGAGACAAUCAACAUCACAAUACCCCCUGGUAUUCAGCCAGACCAGAGAAUUCGAAUGAGUGGGAAAGGCAUUCCCAAGGUCAACAGUUAUGGCUACGGAGACCACUACAUCCACAUAAAGAUAAAAGUCCCUCAGAGGCUGACGGAUCGCCAGCGAGCCUUAAUGAUGAGCUACGCGGAGGACGAGACGGACGUGGAUGGCACAGUGAACGGGGUCACAAACACAGCGUCAGGGAAACGUUCUACUGGGAACUAGGAGCUAGCAGCAGCAGGUCAUCUGUGCAGUUGGGGGUGAAUCUUUCUGGCAGCAGGCUCUGGAGAGCACAGGAUGUCAGCUGGCAGCACAGCAAGAAUCUCAGCUGGAGAGGCCACAGACCACCGAGGCACCAACACCCAUCGUGAUACAACCCCCCCCCCACCAUCCAAGGAACUGGCAAUGAAGGAAAAUGCCAGCUUUGCAGAGAUGGGGCUCUCUGGAGGCUGCUCCACAGCCCUACUGCUGCUGGAAGCUCAUUGGGUAAAAAUUAAAGUUGAAGUAUUAUUUAGAAUCCAAACCAGAAGAAAUGUGAAAUAAACUGUCCUUCCAGCACAGAGCAGAGCAGUUUGCUGUAUGGAGCCCAAGUCUCCACCUGCUGCUCGCUCAGGUGCCCUUUGCAAUGCCAGGUGUGCUUGGUGAACUCACCACUGCUCACCUUCUCCCAGGAGACCUGGUGGGUCAGGGAGGUUUAACCCUGUCUUCACGACAGCCCUGCUGCCCUGCACAGCUCUGAGUGGAAUCUCCCUGGGCCUUGUCCGAGCCCACGUGCCCUGGCUCCCUCACAGCCGUGGGCUUUCUCAGCCCUGCUGAUUGCCUGCACAGAGCAGUGGUGGCAUCUGCACUUUGCCUCAGGUUUAACCCCCAAAUAACUAAAGUUACCACACAACUGCUGUCGCUUCUGAACGGGUACAAGUUGAUCACCAAGCCCUUGGGGACAAAAUCUUUUUAUUACCUUAGCGCAACACCCGUAGCAUAAAGGAUUGGUCAGAGCAUCGUUGUUUUACAUGUGUGAGAGUGCAAGUGAGGUGGAUCACUCCUUCCAGGUGCAGCUGAGCUCUUGCAGUGAGUAUCCCAUGGUUACUGUGUUAGUGAUACCGUGCAGGUACCAUCAGCCCACGUACUAAUAACCAGUUAAACGGGGACAUGUUGUAGUCUUGCCCUUCUUAAUUUGCUGAAAUAAAGCACGCGUUGCCUCCUGAUUAAACUGUCUGUAAAGUGAUUCUGUAUCCAUGUAAAUAAGAUGGACUUCAUAAAGAUAUUUAACAUGU